AUGGGGGCUGAGGUCGACAUAGUCUUUUGUGAGCAAGUAUUGAACAACAUCUACGCGGCCCCAGAAUGCUGCCUCACCAACGGAUUGGCAAGCGCUGCCAUUUUCGAUUUCUCCAUGAAAGCCUUAAAAUAUUACAAGGACAGAACCAGUUGGCUGGAGGACCAGCUACAGGAGCAAUUUGGCAUUUCUUGUGCGGAAAUCGCAACUAGAACCCCACUACGUCCCAGCUCAGAUUUGAACCUUACUGUUGAUACGAAUCGCCCUGUGGUAGAACUCCCUCGUCCACAAGCUCCGUCUCUGCCACUUGACUAUGAAGAACAACAGAAUUCUUCGACAGAAGCUGCACCAGACGCUGGUAUAGUGACUCUCAAUGCUACUGGCGACAAUAGAUAUCUUGGUCCCUCAAGUGGCAUAUUCUUCGCCCUGUACGCAAACACGUAUGCUCAGGUGCCUGGUUUCGGCGACACAACGCCGAGGAAUGACAAUACCAGUAAAGAAGGGCGGAAUAAUGACGAUCAGGAACUGAGUGAUGGAAAUCCCAUAGACCUAGAUGGCGCAAAAUCACUUGCGCAAGCGUUCUGUUCAUGGAUCGAGCCACUGUAUCCAAUCCUCGGCUCGGAUCAUAUCCACUCCAUGGUGACAAGAUGCGUCGCUUUAGAAGGAGCUGGCUCAUCCUUUUCCGAGCAGGCACCCAAUGACAUACACGACUUGUCUAUCUUUUACUUGGUGAUGGCGCUUGGGGCAGUUCAUCAAGACGGUACAGCGAAAUGCUCACGAAAUGUGCGAGCCGUACCAUUGGAAGGUGUAACAUCCGAGUCCUUGUACCACCGAGCUUUGAGAUAUAUCAAUGCUGGAGCUCGAUCCCUUGUGCCGGGCGUCCCAUUCAUCCAUAUUCUGCUGCUGCUAUCUUUGUAUAGCAUGCACGGGCGAGUUGCAUCUAGCCAAUGGCAGCUAGUAGGGAGUGCAAUGCGGAUGGCCAUCGAGCUAGGCCUGCAUAGCUCAUCAAACUACUCGACCGUGAAGUAUGGGACACAAGCGGAAGAGAGGAAGCGCGCCUUCUGGACCGCCUACAUCCUCGAAAUCACUCUAGCUUACAAUCUAGGGCGUCCGCCUUCGAUCGGCGAAGAACACAUCACUACCGCGUUACCGUAUCAAUCGAAUGCAAUCAUGACCAGCGCACUUCACACGAAACAUAGACGGAUCCAGAACUGUAUAAUUUCCCGAGUGUAUGGGGCAAAGCACAGAACUACAUUUACAGAAGCCCAAAGAGAUAUUGCGCACCUGCAACAAGAAUUGGAUGACUGGAAGGCUGAAUUGUCCAAUCUCAGCGAAGACACCCUUGCACCUUAUUCUCAUCACUUCUGGCUUCGACUCUAUCACGGUACCACCUUCGUCCUACAUAGAGCCAGCCCGCUUUGUCCCAGUCCUACAAUUGAUUCGACAAAGAGAUGCCUUCAAUCAGCCGGUGCUUAUGUAACCGACAUCUCGAAGGUAUUACAAGAAAGCGAUGUUCCAUUAUCAUGGAUGCUCAUACAAGGGGUGCUGUUUGCUGGGCUGACGAUGCUAGUCACCACCCGUUUGAACUUCAGACAAUUUGACAGUCAGGAAAGCUUCACACUUGUUCUUGUGGAUCUGCCUGCUUGGACAAGGAAAUGUUCUAUAUGUCUUGCGAUCAUGAACGAACGCUGGGACGAUGAUCUCCUGUUCAGAUUGAUAUCGCAAUUCGAGGACCUUGUCAACGAUACCCUCCUUCACGUGUCAUCCGCUUUGACGAGGUCUCAAUCAACAAUCGAGCAAUUGCAGCCUGCUCACGCAGGACUGAAUCCUCCAUCGACUGCAUGGCCUGGGGAUUAUUACCAAAGCCAAGAAUAUCGUGCUGGAGAAACUGAAAGUUACAUGGAAUUGAUGAGAGAUGUUAUGGGGUUUGAUCCAGAUCAGAGCUUCUGGGAUACAUCUUCGUUGUUUUGAAGUCAAGCGAUUAAUACGGACAAGAG
Aaosphaeria arxii CBS 175.79 is the source of this 1994-nucleotide messenger RNA. RefSeq lists its product as uncharacterized. Bases 1 to 1968 code for a protein of 655 amino acids. The record is from RefSeq and is a predicted model, not a curated record. Gene Ontology annotation, molecular function: DNA-binding transcription factor activity, RNA polymerase II-specific; zinc ion binding; sequence-specific DNA binding. Lineage: Eukaryota; Fungi; Ascomycota; Dothideomycetes; Pleosporales. The transcript is spliced from 4 exons. Gene Ontology annotation, biological process: DNA-templated transcription; positive regulation of transcription by RNA polymerase II.